CCCAGACCGCAGUCGCACAGCAGCAGAAAGGCCAGGGAGAAGAGAGCCUCCCGCUCCCGCAUCCGCACCGCGCCGCUGUGGAGAGGGAGAAGAGGGGGGAGGAAGGAAGAGACGCGAGGAGGAAGAAGAAGAAGAAGCAGCAGCAGCAGGCAAAACAGCAGCAGAAGCCCCCGUCCCAUCACCCCCCUCCAUCCAAGCGAUUUCACUUAUUAGCUACCGAGAAGCGGAGGAGGUGACCGCAAUUCGCCCCCGCCCGCCGACCGAUUCCAUCGCUACCCGCCGUCCCUUCCCUCCUCUCUAGGGUUGUCUUGUGGGUGCGCCUGUGCUUCCCACCCUAGGGGCAGGUCCAGGGCCGGGCCGCCUCCUCGCUCCUUCCCGCCCCCGCUGCUCUCUUCUCUGCUGCUAGGGUUAGGUUAGGGUUCGACGCUGGGGGGAGGGGCAUCCUUCUCCCUCGCCGCCGCCGCCGCCGCCAAUGCCUCCCGGCGGUAGGCGCGGCGCCAAGCAGCGCCCCAAGUGGACCAGGGAACCCCAGCUGGGUGACCUCGUCCUCGCCAAGAUCAAGGGGUACCCGCCCUGGCCAGCUAAGAUCAGCAGGCCCGAGGACUGGCAGCAUAAGCCAACGCCCAAAAAGUUUUUCGUCUACUUCUACGGCACUGAAGAGAUUGCUUUUGUACCCCUGGCAGAUCUUGAGGAAUUUACUGAGAAGACAAAGAAUGAUCUGUUAGAUCGAGCUCCAAAUAUUAAAGUUCAAAGGAAAUAUGUUCAAGUAUUUAAUGAUGCUGUUGAGCAGAUCUGCAAGGCCUAUGAUGAGCUGCCAAAAACAUCUGAAGCUGCAAAUGGAGCAUUGCCUGAUCGGUGUGAAAAGACUACAGAGCACCUUGUGAGGUCACCUGAUGUUGGUGAGACUCCAGGAUUGGGACAAAUGGAAGGUGUAAGCCCUACUGAUUACUCAAAUACUUCAGGGCAAGGGUCAGGGACUGAGGAGGAUGUCAAAGAUGGUGGUCAUGAAAUAGGGGAUCAUUCUUUAACAGUUCCUCAAAAGAAAACGUCUUUACUACAGGAUCCUAAGCAUCCCAAGACAAACAAGUCUGCCGCAUCCAAGUCUGUUCUUGACAUGUACACAGAACAGGAGCAUUCACCAACAUCUGCGCACACAGAAAGGGAGACUGAACAGGUAAAAGUUGAAAAAGAGAGCCGUUCCCUAGAAGGUUUUGUUUUGGAACCUAACUUGGAGGUGGUUUGCGCCCUUGAAGCGCCAAAGAAAUCUAAAUCCAACAAGCUGUUGAGGGAUGCUUUAAGGAAGGAAAACAAGCAUGCUGGUAUUGGUAGUCCUACUGGAAGGAUUGCUGCUGAGGCUGCAUCUGAUGUUGUAUUAAACAUAAGUGCUGGCAAAGAGAGCAGAGAAUUUAAGAAGUCAAAAAUCAUGACAAAACAAUCACUGAAAACUGAUUCAGAGAAAAGGGAUUAUGAUAAAACUGUGCAUGGCAAGCCUGACAAGCAGUUGACUGGAAAAUCAUCUGCAGGGGCAGGGUUUUCUUCCAAUAAGAAAUCUCUGCCAGGUAUCGGACAGCACAAGAUGGACAGUAGUGCUGAUACACGUCCAGCAAAGAAGCCAAGACUUCUGGACAGGGCUGGUGAAACAGAUAAGACAGUUGCCAAGAGUGAGACGAAGUUAAACCUAAAUUAUGAAAAGCAUAAUGCUAUGAAACAUGAGCGAUCUACCGCUAUGGAAACUGGUAAAAACACAAUUCUUAAGACUGGUACCAGUGAUGAUAGGGCACGGAGAUCAGGUGGUGUUGUAUCACCCAUAUCAAGGCUUCAUUCUGAGGUCAUGGAACCAGCAUCUGGUUCUGUAACUCAGUUAGGUGUUGCUGAUUCUGUUAAAAAGGGUUCCAGCAUGAAGGAGGAUGCCUUGCGUGUCGAUAGGCAAUUGGUGAAACCUAAGAGAAGAGCAUGUCGUUUUGAUGAUGAUGAGGAUGAAGGACAGCGGACACCACUUCAUAGAACUUCUUCCAAAUCUAUCGGGGAAAUUCAUAGAACUUCUGCCAAAUCUAUCGAGCGUGUCCCAAGUGAGAAAGCAGGUACUCGGGGAAAUUUUUCUUCACAUGUUGGUAAUGCUCCUGGAAAAAAAUCAGGCCCUGCAAGAGAAGAGAAAUCAAGGAAUGUUAGGAUGUCACCUGUGAAGAAUGAGCCAGUUUUUUCUUCACCGAGUCAGGAUAAAGUGCAUGCUAGACACCAGGUAACGGGGAGAAGACUAACCACAGGGUCAGUUGAGACUCCUGCUGUCAUUGGUAACAAAAUGAACCUGGUUGAUUGCAAAUCCUCUGCUCAAGUAAAAAUGCCGGCAUCCUCUGAGUUGAAGAAACUUCAUAGUAGUUCUUCUAAACCAUUGCACCUAACAUCUGGGAACUCCCAUUCCCGAAACCAUCCUGCCCCAGAAAAGAUCACCUUGCUGCCCAAAUCAGAAGAAACAAAGGCUAAAUCUAAGCCAGCUACGUCUGUUGAGCAUAAGGUGGGCAUCACUUUGUCAACUGAACGGACUGGGAAGCGGGAUCACUUGAAAGAGGAAAGAUCCAGUUCUGUUGAUAAAGCAACUUCUUCUGAACCUAACCCUGACUCGGCCAAGUCAAUAAAACAUCUUAUUGCAGCUGCCCAAGCAAGGAGGAAUCUUAUGGCUUCUGCUCAUGCAAAAUUUGAUGGGUCUUCAACUGAUAAUGCUGCUAUUACCUCCACACCAUAUGGUUUGCCAGGACUAAGCCCUAAUCCUGUUUUCCGCAUUCCAUCCCCACCCAGAAUUGCUUUUCCCGAGAGUCCUGGUCAACGUAUUCUGAAAAGCCCAAUGGAGCUUGACAAUGGUCAUGGAAAGAGUCCCAAAUCUAGGCAGGCCAGUGGUUCACCUGGUGGUGGUACUGAUGCAGCAAUUGCUCGUGAUGCUUUGGAGGGAAUGAUAGAGACUUUAUCGAGGACAAAGGAUAGUAUAGGACGUGCAACACGCCUUGCAAUUGAGUGCUCUAAAUAUGGCAUUGCUGGAGAGAUUGUCGAGCUUCUCAUACAGAAAUUGGAGAGCGAGCCUAAUUUGCAUCGCAGAAUUGACCUCCUUUUUCUUGUGGAUUCCAUAACACAGUGUUCUCAUUCUCAGAGAGGAGUUGCUGGGGCUUCAUAUGUUCCCACUGUUCAAGCGGCAUUGCCUCGUCUUUUGGGUGCUGCUGCUCCACCUGGAGCUGGUGCUCGAGAAAACCGGCGCCAGUGCCUUAAAGUUUUAAGAUUGUGGCUUGAGAGAAAGAUUAUGCCAGAAGACAUACUCCGAAAGUACAUGGGUGACAUUGAGGUGCCAAAUGAUGAUACUAGCACUACUUUAAUGUUGAAGCGACCAUCCCGUGCUGAACGUUCUGUAGACGAUCCUAUUAGGGAGAUGGAUGACAUGCUUGUUGAUGAAUAUGGAAGCAAUGCAACUUUUGAGCUUUCUGGAAUUUUAUCAUCAAAAGUGUUUGAAGAUGAUGAAGACUUCCCCCGAAAUAAUGGGUCAUCACCAUUUGUUUCACGGCCUGUUGAAAGCGAUGUCAUACGAGAAACUGAAGAGACUAUUGCUCCAGCAUCUGUUGAGGAACACAUUAUUGGAGUAGAGAAUGUAACUACUGAUGCUGCUAUGGAAGAUGCUUUAGAGAUACUAGGUAACAUCCAACAGACUGAUGGAGCUGUCCUUAUUGAACAUGACUCUAGUCAAGAUCCAGGUUCAGAGCAGGCAUUAAUUGACCAGAAUGAGCUUCCCCCUCUACCCGAUGGCCCUCCACCGCUUCCAUCAGAUUCACCACCUCCUCCACCUCCUUUGCCUCCUUCGCCACCACCUGCUACACCACCGCCGCCACCACCUCCACUUUCUCCAGCUUCACCACCUCCGCCCCCACCUCCCCCACUGCCAUCUGGACCACCUCCUCAGCCUGCUCCACCACCUCCUCAGCCUGCUCCACCACCUCUGCCAACCCAGGCCCCACCUCUUCCUUCUAUUCCGCCGCCUGUUCCUUCAUCUCCGUCAUCAUUGGGUUAUCAGCCUCCAGCUCCAGAGUACUUCAUGACGCCCAAUGGUAAUCAAUUGACCCAGAUGACAGGAAAUACAUCAAUUCAAGCUAUUGGAAAUACAACAACUUUCAUUCCUGGUGGACCAGUUAAUGGGCAAGCUGCGGUUAAUUUUGUUACUUCAAUGCCGGCAAACAAUAACGUAUUUAUGGCACCACAAACUUCUAAUGGUAAUUACCAGUUUCGGCCCACUGGUGUACCUUUUCAGCAAGGGAAUUUCAGUGCCUUUCCAUCUGCACAAACGCCUCUAGUUCAUCCCCACUCUCGUAUGGCACACAUGAAUCCCAUGGGCCAACAAGCUGUACCACCUCCGCGCAAUCCUUAUGCCGUGCAGUCCUUUCCAAACAGUCAGAGCCAUUAUCCACCUGAAGAACAUAAUUGGCUAGCAGGUGGCAGAGCAUUAUCUUGCUCAGAAGGGCCAUUCAUGCAGGAUGGAUAUUCAAGAUCGAACAUUGACAGAUCUUCAAUGAAUCCUAUGAAUCAUCAACAUACUGUUCUGAAUCAUUUGCCGUCUGGAGCACCACUACCAGGCCAUGUUCCUCAGAUGCUACCAGCCAGGUCUGAUAUCCACACUCUUAAUUGCUGGAGGCCUUCUUGAUAGAGUUGUAAACUGAACCUCUUAUUCGGUUUUAACGUGGAAAUCUCAGGGCAUGGGAGGCAAUUUGAAUUGAGUGCAACAGUUGGUGGCUUUGUUAGUCUGUGAUGGAGAUGCACUUGCCUGGGUGUAAUGAUGAGAUCUGCCAUAGUAUAUGGAAUGGACAUUUUACAAUGUAACUAGUCUUGACAACAGCAUCCAGCAGACUAAUCUCUCUUAGUGUCUGAAGAACGAUAGUCAAACGAUGACGGGUUUUGAUUUGUGAUGUGAAUAUUGGGAUUUGGGUGGAGUUGAGGGGAGCUGGAGCAGCUAAAGCCUUGGUUUGAAGAGGUAAAAUGUAGAAUUGUAUGUAGGAAAAAAAAUGUACAGUUGCUAACACAAUGUGCUGUAGUCCCUUGGCACAAGCUGGGGAGGACUAAUGGAGCUUCUGGUACAAUUUUACGCAAUUUCAUGGAAGGCUUACAGAUGGGUUAGUUAGGCAUGUAGUGUGAUACAAUUAUCGUUUCUGUUCACCCGAGCCAUUUUUUUUGAAGAGAAAUCAAUGUGACGAGCAGCUAAGUGGUGAUGUUACCCUUAUAUAUCUGUGUAUGUGCGGUGUGUAACUGGGUGA
Messenger RNA from Sorghum bicolor (sorghum), 5279 nucleotides. RefSeq names its product ENHANCER OF AG-4 protein 2. The record is from RefSeq and is a predicted model, not a curated record. NCBI's taxonomy places the organism in Eukaryota, Viridiplantae, Streptophyta, Magnoliopsida, Poales, Poaceae. Gene Ontology annotation, biological process: regulation of transcription by RNA polymerase II. Bases 473 to 4672 code for a protein of 1399 amino acids. Gene Ontology annotation, cellular component: nucleus. The transcript has 13 exons. Gene Ontology annotation, molecular function: transcription coregulator activity; double-stranded DNA binding.